GAAAACCCGGAAGCCCUACAACAGAAGACAACACCUCGCUGUAAUCUCUGCUCCAAACUUGUUUCUGAAAACAGUAACGGUCUUGUAGGUCAUCUGGUGUAUCAUUUUGUUAAAUCUCACCUCUAAAUGGUCUGUAAUAAGGCUUCAGUGUUUAUUAUGCUUCUGUAGCCGAGGUUAUACUCACUGAAACACUGUAAACAAACUGUGACUGAAGCAGCCUUUGAGCAGCUGAGGAAGAUGCCAGCUCGUAGCGUUGUUUCCAGCGAUAUCCCGAACAGCAAAGUCAGGUACUCCAGGUUAGCCACCGAUGAUGAUGGCUACAUUGAUUUACAGUUCAAAAAGCCCCCACCCAAAGUCCCAUACAAAGCCAUUGCACUAGCAACAGUCCUCUUUUUAAUCGGCUCUCUGUUAAUCAUCGUUGGCGCCCUUCUCCUGGCUGGAUACUUUGAAGUCACUCACUCAGACCGAACAGUUCCUGUCCUUAUCAUCGGCAUCCUGGUCUUCCUGCCUGGAUUUUAUCACCUACGGAUAGCUUACUAUGCAUCAAAGGGCUACCAUGGCUACUCCUAUGAUGAUAUCCCAGACUUUGAUGACUGACAGCUGCAGUCUCCUGUGCUUACAUAAACUCAUAAUAAUCUUAUUCCAAAUAACAGGCACUGAAAAAAGGAUUCUUUGAAUUACCUUUAUCUAAAUCUUAAUGAUAUUUGUAUUACUUUAAGAGGGUUUUACUAAAUAUGUAGAUAAUUUAUGCUUACUUGCUGUUAUAAAACUGAUUUAAUUUCAGACUUUGUAUGAUUUGUAUAUUUGCUUUGAUUGCUUGAUAAGUUAAUUAAACUGUAGUACUGGGA
Molecule: messenger RNA, 848 nt
Organism: Cheilinus undulatus (humphead wrasse)
Lineage: Eukaryota; Metazoa; Chordata; Actinopteri; Labriformes; Labridae
Gene: tmem230b
Product: transmembrane protein 230b
Exons: 3
Coding region: 238-597 (119 amino acids)
Biological process (GO): synaptic vesicle transport
Cellular component (GO): synaptic vesicle; endomembrane system
Source: RefSeq, a predicted model, not a curated record